AUGCCGAUUGAUAAAAACGUUCAAGAUUCUAUGGAAAAGGGAGCCGCUGCAAAUCAUGUCACCCACCUCUACCCACCUGCUAGUUUCGACCCGGUAACUUUGCAGCCGGUCAAGCCUAAUGGUAUGACGCAGGAGGAUUUCGAAAGUACAUUGCCUGAUGAUAAGACGGAACGAUACUUGGUCUAUAUUCGGGGACUGAAAGAUAGAAAGUCUCCGACAGAGUUCACGUCCCAUGUCAUUGACCUACGGCCUGAUGGGUAUCCUCGCCUGGCAGAGGCUGUUGCCUGUAAAGAGGAGUUCAUGAUGUAUCGAAGAUUUGGUCACUUACAAGCACGACUCCUCCUUGAUAAGCAGGAUGAAUUACGAGCGCUUGAAUCCCAAUUAGCUCAUAUGGAUCAAUGGUUUGAGAAGAAUUUCCCUGAGCGGAACUACUCUCGAGAAAGGAUCCACAUCGAAAGUGGCGAAUACAAGGAACUUCUAGGUACGAUUGAAAAACGCAUGAAAGAGUAUGCUCAAUUGUUGACUUUCGCACAAACAUUCGCGAAUUUCGAUCGACCGAUGGCAAGCGAUCGCCUACAAAUCAAGAACUACUUGGAUUAUAAGGUAAAAUUAUGUGCAAGAGAUCAGGACUAUAUUACCAAAACAGAUGAUCUCAUCACUCUUAAACCUAGUCGAGAGAAUACUUGGUUGGAUACGAAAAUCGAGCAAAUACCACAGUUAUUGCCUUGCAAGCUUACUAGAGAACUUCAACAAAAAACAGAUUCGAAAGAUUCAAAUAUCAUUCUCUCAAGUCCCGAGCGCGUCAAUGUGGUGGUUACAUUGAUAAUACUGGCCGCCGUCUUGAUUCUGUUGAUCGUGCCAGUUUUUCUGCUGUGGUUUAUAAGUAAUCUCAAGACUUCAAGACCACUCAUCGGGGUUCUCAUAGCGUUGCUCCUGGUUUUCACGCUGAUAUUUUCGGGUGUAUUGUCGGCUUUCACUCGAGCGAAACGACAUGAAAUCAUUGCCGCUGCCGCUGCUUACUGUGCGGUACUUGUGGUGUUCGUCGGAAAUGUUGGAAGCCUGCCUCCACCAGCAGGAGGAUAA
Botrytis byssoidea is the source of this 1083-nucleotide messenger RNA. RefSeq lists its product as uncharacterized. The transcript has 5 exons. The coding region runs from base 1 to 1083 and encodes 360 amino acids. NCBI's taxonomy places the organism in Eukaryota, Fungi, Ascomycota, Leotiomycetes, Helotiales, Sclerotiniaceae. The record is from RefSeq and is a predicted model, not a curated record.